This is a messenger RNA of Penicillium cinerascens, 1584 nucleotides long. RefSeq lists its product as uncharacterized. Gene Ontology annotation, biological process: DNA-templated transcription; regulation of DNA-templated transcription. Gene Ontology annotation, cellular component: nucleus. Gene Ontology annotation, molecular function: DNA binding; DNA-binding transcription factor activity, RNA polymerase II-specific; zinc ion binding. Lineage: Eukaryota; Fungi; Ascomycota; Eurotiomycetes; Eurotiales; Aspergillaceae. The coding region runs from base 1 to 1584 and encodes 527 amino acids. The transcript is spliced from 2 exons. The record is from RefSeq and is a predicted model, not a curated record.
AUGAACCAGGAGUCUACCGAGCAGUCAAGGAAACAGCGUCGUCCAGUUCAUCUACCCGGUCAGCGAGCCGCAAUUGCAUGCAUUCCCUGUCGACAGCGCAAAGUCCGAUGCACUAGUGGGUGGCCAUCCUGUAGAAGCUGCAUCAAUAGGUCCAUCGAAUGCCGAUAUGCAGGAGUCUCUCAUGGCCACCCAGCCCUGGACAGCGCCAUCCAGGAAAAAGCCGCAAAUCUAUCAAAUGACGAGAUCAUGGACUUAUCACAGAUACCAGCCACUGAGCUGGCACAAUCAGCCGACUUUUUCCGUGAUAAUUUCGGUUCCACGCUACUUUUCUUCGUGGAUCCGCUCACCUUUUCAACCAAAUUCUGCUCUGGGGAACUGCCCUUGAGUCUCACGUUUUCGAUACUAGCCCUGACUUCUCGAUUCAGUCCAUGGAGCUCUCCUAACGAAUCUCGGAAUUAUCAAGAGAGAGCUCGGGAAUUUCUUCGAAGAGGCAGCGAUGAGGUCUCACUUCAUGUGGUCCAAACAUACCUCAUACACUGUGUGUAUGAAGUUGGCUGUGGAUCUGAAUCCAGUGCUUGGAUUCAUUUGGGAAACGCCAUUAGAAUGGCCCAGAUUCUCCGCCUGUCCAUCAUGGACAAGCCCAAAUCCUAUUUUGAUUGGGGCCGGCCUGUUCGAAACGCGAACGAAGAUGCGAUCACGAUCGAGCUGAAGCGAAGAACAUUUUGGAGUUGCUUCUUCCUCGAUAAACUUCUAUCCAACGGUAGAGAUCGUCCUAGUGCCAUUGAAGAGAAAGAUGUUUGUUGUCACUUUCCUAUUUCGGAAGAGGAUUUCAUCUUCCGACGAUUUCACCAACCUUUAAACUUGAGCAACAUCGAUUUGAGUCAUGCAGCAUCAAGAAAUCUUUAUGUUUCCCUCGCUGGCGUACUGUCGAUCUUGGGGGAAAUCAUCAUCUGGCAUGGAAGAGGUGGGCGAUAUACUGAUCCCGCAGCUCCUUGGAAAAGCGACAUGGCUUUCACCGUGCUUGACCGUAAGUUGAAGGAAUGGCACCGGCAGAUUCCCGACCAUCUUCGAUACUCGAAGGAGACCUUUGCUGCACUGUCAAUGCUGAGUUCAAGUCAGCUGAAAAUAUGGGGCCUCGCAUAUUUGUUUUUCUUCCUUGCGAAAGUCUACCUUCUUCGAGAGUAUAUCCCAUUCCUUCCCCCAAGAAGCUAUGCACCUUAUGAUGGACCUGAAAAGGUGGAGUCCAUAUCAGAAGAUUGGGGCAAUGCCCCGCCGGGAUGGUGGAAAGAAUGUUUUGAGGACCUUGUUCAAAGCUCACAGUCAAUCACCAAAUUGUUUCGCUUGUUGACAGACAAGCUCCAUGUCUUUCCGGGUGUCUAUCCUUUCAUUGGCCUGUGCUUGAUGACUACCACUAACGUGCACCUGGUUUUAUCUAUAAUCGAUGAGAAGGGGUUUGAUGAUACCACUAUUCCACGGAAAGCGGAAGCUCUACUGCAAGACGACAUCAAAGCUAUGGAAGCUCUUUCCCAGUUUUGGGACUUGCCAAAAUACUGGGUGCGUGAAUUUACGUCUGAAGUUCCUUAA